Messenger RNA from Galeopterus variegatus (Sunda flying lemur), 2157 nucleotides. It is a transcript of the gene ZFPM1, whose product is annotated as zinc finger protein, FOG family member 1. Gene Ontology annotation, biological process: megakaryocyte differentiation; erythrocyte differentiation; heart development. Gene Ontology annotation, molecular function: RNA polymerase II-specific DNA-binding transcription factor binding. The record is from RefSeq and is a predicted model, not a curated record. The coding region runs from base 1 to 2157 and encodes 718 amino acids. Lineage: Eukaryota; Metazoa; Chordata; Mammalia; Dermoptera; Cynocephalidae. Gene Ontology annotation, cellular component: nucleus. The transcript has 12 exons.
AUGAGCAGGAGACGGAUGGGCGCACGGCCGUCUGCUUGCUGUGAUAACCGAGGGGCUCCGGGCACUGUGGGGGCUGUGCCCAGCACUGCCCCGGCCACCAGUGACCACCGUCGUGGCCUGUGGAUGCCCCAAGCAGGUUCCCUUGGAGACAUGGAGGCCGGAGAGGAGGCCCAGGCCGUGGACACCAGCCUCUCAGAGCAGGAGCCCGUGGCACCAGAGCCUGAGGCCACAGGGGAGCCCGAGCCCCCAAGCCCUUCCAGCGCAGGCAUCUCCAAACUCUCUGUGGACCCUCCUGGUGGCAGUCUGGAGGGGAAUCAGGGCAUUUCUCAAGAUCUUAAUCUGCCCCCACCGCCACCACCCCCCACAUCCCCAGGAGGCCCCGAGGAAAUGGAGGGGCAGGAGCCAGAGACAAGGCCCAAGGAGGAGGAGGAGAUGGGCAGCCCCUGGAACGGGCCAGACGAGCUGGAGCUGGUGCUGCAGGACGGGCAGAGGCGCGCACGGGCCCGGCUCAGCCUCGCCGAGGGCCUGUCCUGGGGCCCAUUCCACGGGAGUAUCCAGACCAAAGCCGCAUCCCCCGGGCAGGCAGAGCUGAGCCCGGCCCUGACCCUGCUGCUGGUGGACAAGGCCUGCUGGCUGAGGAUGCUGCCCAGAGCCGUGACUGAGGCUGAAGCCAACGCAGAGAUCUACAGGAAGGAUGAAGCCCUCUGGUGCAGGGUCACCAGGCCGGUGCCAGCAGGUGGACUCCUGAGCGUGCUCCUGGUGGCCGAGCACUGCAGCACCCCCAGCCACCCCAUGAAGAAGGAGCCAGUGGAGCCCACGAGCCCAGCCCCCAUACACAGUGACAUCCAUCUGCUACCCCAGCAGGCCGGGAUGGCAUCCAUCCUCGCCACGGCGGUCAUCAACAAAGACGUCUUCCCCUGCAAGGACUGCGGCAUCUGGUACCGCAGCGAGCGCAACCUGCAAGCCCACCUCCUCUACUACUGUGCCAGCCGCCAGAGCGCCAGCUCCCCUACCACGGCUGCUGCAGACGAGAAACCCAAGGAGACUUACCCCAAUGAACGCAUCUGCCCCUUCCCCCAGUGCCGCAAAAGCUGCCCCAGCGCCAGCUCCCUGGAGAUCCACAUGCGCAGCCACAGCGGAGAGCGUCCCUUUGUGUGCCUGAUCUGCCUGUCGGCCUUCACCACCAAGGCCAACUGCGAGCGGCACCUCAAGGUGCACACGGAUACGCUGAGCGGUGUCUGUCACAGUUGCGGCUUCAUCUCCACCACAAGGGACAUCCUCUACAGCCACCUGGUAACCAACCACAUGGUCUGCCAGCCAGGGUCCAAGGGUGAGAUCUACUCGCCAGGGGCUGGACACCCAGCUGCCAAGCUCCCCCCAGAGAAUCUGGCCACCUUCCAGCAGCACACGGCCCUGCACAGCCCUCUGGCCUCAGCAGAUCUGAGCCUGGCGCCCACCGCAUCUCCAGGACGAGACAGGAAGGCCCAGGCCGAGGCCACCAACGGAGAGGCCAGAGUGACCCCCCAGAAUGGAGGCAGCAGCGAGUCCCCGGCGGCCCCCAGGAGCAUCAAGGUGGAGGUGGCGGAGGAGCCCGAGGCGGCCCGCGCCCCCGGCCCCAGAGAGCCAGGGCCCCAGGCCCCUUCGCGGACACCAUCGCCUCCCAGCCCUGCUCCGGCCAGGGUGAAGGCCGAGCUGUCCAGCCCCACACCGGGUUCCAGCCCAGGGCCUGGCGAGCUGGGCCUGGCCGGGGCCCUCUUCCUGCCGCAGUACGUGUUCGCGCCGGAUGCGGCGCCCCCCGCCUCGGAGAUCCUGGCCAAGAUGUCCGAGCUGGUGCACAGCCGGCUGCAGCAGGGCGCGGGGGGCGCGCCGGCAGGCCUCUUCGCCGGGUCCCCGAAGGGUGCCACGUGCUUCGAGUGCGAGAUCACCUUCAACAACGUCAACAACUACUACGUGCACAAACGACUUUACUGCUCGGGCCGCCGCGCGCCCGAGGACGUGCCCGCCGCGCGCCACAAGAGCGCGCCGGCGUCCGCGCCCGCGCCCAGCAGCAGCCCGCGGUUCUGCCGACUGUGCAACAUCCGCUUCAGCAGCCUGUCCACCUUCAUCGCGCACAAGAAGUACUACUGCUCUUCGCACGCGGCCGAGCACGUGAAGUGA